AUGUGGAUCGUUCGUCUCAUCUCGUCCGCCUUCUUCCUCACCGCCAUCGUCCUGUCAAUCCCCCUCGCGUUCGAUGUCGGUGGGAGGACCUGCGGCCUGGCAUUCUCCCUGUCCCUCGCGACCUUCUACUUCUUUCUCUCCGUGCUGAAGCUUACUACCCCGGACCAGUCGCGGAUUCGCUAUUCCUUGAUUGUACUCGUCAGAUCGACACAGUGGCUGGUUGCGCCUGUCUUGCUAAUAUGGGCUUUGAAUAAGUUUUCCGUCGAUUCUGAUAACUCCAGCGGCUGGGUGGAAAGGACAUUUAGUGGGAAGAGAGCACAUGAUACUUCCAUCUACGAGUGGAUAUUUGGUGUCAACGGACUGGUCGAAACGUUGUCACUGGGGAGCUGGGAUCGGCUUCUGAGAUGGUCAACUCCGGUCUUCCAGCUAGCAGAGGGCUUCUGUAGCUUGUUGGUAAUUCAAGCUGCCGGCCAAAUUACAAGAUGGCUCGUCAACAGGGGUGGAAGAAGCGAGAGCUGGAUGAUCUGUCUUCUGGUCAUGUCUGCCUCUGUGAUCUCAAGCUCGAUUUAUUUCCUCUGGCGCGUGCUGCGGUUCCCGGAAAUCAGCAACGUUGAUUCUGCCUUGAUCGGAGUCGCAAUUACAUGCGCGGUAUUUCUCUGUGCAUGGGGUAUCGGUAGCGGCCGGGGGAAUCCAGUGGAAAGCUCUCUUCUAUUUGCCUACGUUGUCCUCUGCAUUUACCAGAUAUUUACCGAUUACCAAUCAUCCACAGCGUCGGCGGCGCCGCCUGCAUCCUCACAACCGGAAUUCCCUCCGCUUCCACCGAUCAUCAUGGCUUCUUACACCACGCUUAUGCACACGCUGUCCUCCCUGCCGUCCAUUAUCCACACUGCAUUCAAUGUCGUGAGCGCCGCUUUCAGUGCUAUUAGUCCGUCCGUUCUGAUAUCUCUACUGUAUCGCCUGUUCGUGCUCUACGCCUCGACAAGAAUCAUCCCCGCUGUGCGAGAAUCCGGCGCUAGGGCUCUAUCCCAAGAAGCGUCUUUAGACGAUUCUGAUGGCGCCGGCCAAGUUUUGGGUCUGUUGAGCUGGUUUUCGCCUUCGAUCCUUAUCGCUGUUUACACCAGCUUGCUGAUGCAACAUUUUGCUGCUCAAUCCAUGGGAACAAGUGGAGAAUGGUGGAAGAGCGCUGGAGCUGCGAGUGGAAACCUUUGGAGAUGGAUCAAUUUAGGGUGCACCAUGGGACUCUACGCCGUCGAGCUAUGGUUGGGAAAGCAAGAUGAUAUCGAUGCCGGUUUGGCCGGUCAUUGGAAGACGGACUGA
Messenger RNA from Uncinocarpus reesii 1704, 1317 nucleotides. RefSeq lists its product as uncharacterized. Gene Ontology annotation, biological process: septin ring assembly; endoplasmic reticulum inheritance. The transcript is spliced from 2 exons. Lineage: Eukaryota; Fungi; Ascomycota; Eurotiomycetes; Onygenales; Onygenaceae. The record is from RefSeq and is a predicted model, not a curated record. Bases 1 to 1317 code for a protein of 438 amino acids. Gene Ontology annotation, cellular component: cortical endoplasmic reticulum; endoplasmic reticulum membrane; perinuclear endoplasmic reticulum.